Messenger RNA from Anguilla rostrata (American eel), 2169 nucleotides. RefSeq names its product phosphoribosyl pyrophosphate amidotransferase (gene ppat). The transcript has 11 exons. The record is from RefSeq and is a predicted model, not a curated record. The coding region runs from base 235 to 1761 and encodes 508 amino acids. Gene Ontology annotation, biological process: purine nucleobase biosynthetic process; purine nucleotide biosynthetic process. Lineage: Eukaryota; Metazoa; Chordata; Actinopteri; Anguilliformes; Anguillidae. Gene Ontology annotation, molecular function: amidophosphoribosyltransferase activity.
AAUAAUGUCCACGAAAAACACACUUAAAUGUAGGAUACAACGAACGAUUGCUGAAAUCGUCCCCUACGUUACAGUUGGUCGAGCCAUUCUCGCUUGUGUUGCCAUGUCCGGAAUCACGCACGUGUUUUGUACCAUAGCUGUGUACCAGCUCCUUGCUACAUGGUCAUCAGUUUAACUUUGUAAGCAUUUGGAAACUCCUAUAGGUUUGCCGGGUGAGGUGAUCAGAAGUUGGAAAUGGAGUUCGAGGAGUCGGGGAUAGGAGAAGAAUGCGGGGUGUUCGGGUGCGUGGCGGCCGGCGAGUGGCCAACUCAGUUGGAGGUUGCCCAAAUUUUAACUUUGGGACUAGUGGCGCUUCAGCACAGGGGUCAAGAAAGUGCUGGGAUUGUCACAAGUAAUGGGGCAUCUCCACCAACAUACACCACUCUAAAGGGGAUGGGACUGGUGAACAGUGCUUUCCAGCCAGAAGACUUGUUGAAAUUGCGUCAUGGGAAUCUGGGAAUUGGCCACACCCGCUACUCCACCACUGGAAUAUCAGAGCUGCAGAACUGCCAGCCCUUUGUGGUGGACACGCUGCACGGGAAAAUAGCUGUAGCUCAUAACGGAGAGCUGGUGAAUGCAGCCAGUCUGCGCAAAAAGGUAAUGCGUCAUGGCGUUGGGCUCUCCACCAGCUCAGACAGUGAGCUCAUCACUCAGCUGCUUGCCCUGACUCCGCCCAUGGAAGAGAAGGACACUCCUGAUUGGGUGGCUCGAAUAAAGAACCUGAUGUCUGAGACCCCCACGUCCUACUCUCUGUUGGUGAUGUACACGGACGUUAUUUACGCUGUGCGUGACCCGUACGGAAACCGCCCGCUCAGCAUCGGCCACCUCGUCCCCAUAUCCAAACUGCACACUGCAGGUGCGGGAGAUGGAGACACUGAGGGCUGGGUGGUGUCUUCCGAGUCCUGCAGCUUCCAGUCUAUCGGAGCACGGUAUUACCGGGAGGUGGAGCCGGGAGAGAUCGUGCAGAUCUCAAAGCACGGAGUGAAGACCCUCAGCGUGGUGCCCAGGCCAGAGGGGGACCUCCCUGCUUUCUGCAUUUUUGAAUACGUUUACUUUGCAAGACCUGACUCCAUAUUCGAAGGCAAGAUGGUGUACUCAGUCAGGCAGCGCUGCGGACGGCAGCUAGCCAUUGAGGCCCCCACAGACGCGGACGUAGUCAGCACCGUGCCUGAGUCGGCGACACCCGCUGCCCUGGGAUAUGCACAACAGGCAGGGCUGCCCUACGUGGAGGUGCUGUGUAAGAAUCGCUACGUUGGAAGAACGUUUAUUCAACCCAACACCCGCCUGAGGCAGCUGGGCGUGGCAAAGAAGUUUGGCGCUCUGACUGACAACUUUGCCGGAAAACGAGUAGUUCUCAUCGAUGACUCCAUAGUGAGAGGGAACACGAUAUCACCCAUCAUCAAGCUGCUGAAGGAAGCAGGAGCAACUGAGGUCCACAUUCGUGUAGCUUCUCCACCCAUCCGGUUCCCCUGCUACAUGGGCAUCAACAUCCCAACCAAAGAAGAGCUGAUCGCCAACAAGCCCGAGUUCCAGGACAUCGCCGGCUACAUUGGUGCCUCCAGUGUGCGUUACCUGUCAGUAGAGGGGCUGGUGGCGGCAGUUCAGGGAGGAAUCCUGACGGAAAAGGAUCAGAGGAUCGACUCCAACCGCAAACCCAGCUGGAGAGUGGGGCACUGCACUGCCUGUCUAACCGGCAAAUACCCUGUAGAGCUGGAGUGGUGAUGACUGUAUGCACAAACACACACUCACACAAACUCUCACACACAAACACACAUUCACGCAAACACAAACUCUCACACAAACACACACUCACAUUCACACAAACACAAACUCUCACACACAAACACACACUCACAUUCACGGAAGCACAAACUCUCACACAAACUGACACACACACAAACACACAAUACUCUGUAGAGCUGGAGUGGUGAUGACUGUAUGCACAAACACACACACACACUCUCACAAACUCACACACACAAAUACACACGCACACACAAUACCCUGUAGAGCUGGAAUGGUGAUGACUGUAUGGGAGGUUCUGUAUGCAUUUCAGUUAUGGGAUAUGUUUGCAACCGAUUUUAUAAUUGAAUUGAAUUUUAUAAAUUAAAGACAGACCUGGCUAUAAAA